This is a messenger RNA of Tetrahymena thermophila SB210, 932 nucleotides long. Its product is annotated as transmembrane protein, putative. NCBI's taxonomy places the organism in Eukaryota, Ciliophora, Oligohymenophorea, Hymenostomatida, Tetrahymenidae. The record is from RefSeq and is a predicted model, not a curated record. The transcript is spliced from 2 exons.
UAUAAAUAAGUAAUUAGUUAAUUUAGUGAAAAGUAAUUGUUUUUAAUGAUUUCUUUACAUAGAUUAUAAUAGAUUAGUUUAAAAUAAAUCUCAUAUAGCAAAUAUGGUAUAAGAAUUUUGCAUCAAAACUAAAUACCAAGCAAAUUAUAGUACUGCUUCAGUUAGAGCAACAAAGAUAAUGAGCCAUAGUAAAAUUAAGAUUCAGCAUAAACUAACAAAAAUUUAAGUUAUGUUGAUGAGUUGAAGUAAAAAACUAAAAAUUAAUUGAUACAAAUCAAAAUGCAACAAAUUGCUGAAUCUCAAAAAACUAAAAAGGAAUAUCGUGAUGCAGUCUUAUUUGAAGAAAUUUUGAAUACUUAAAAAAUUAUUCCCUUGUAUGAUUGCUAUGGAAAAGUAUUUAGACAUGAAUUGAUAAAAAAUUUAAUUUUUGUUUUGGGUGGCUUUGGAAUUUUGUACUAUUUCUACAAUGAUCCUGACUCUAAGCCUAAAAAGAAAACUUUCCUUUGUGCUUUAACUUUGUCUUUUAUUGCAACUAGAGUUCUCACUUAUCGCCGUUUAUAAAAGAGUUUUGUUGAUAAGAUUAUUUAUGAUACUACAACUUAAAUGGUCACCUUGACAAAAAGGACUUUUUAUGGUAAAAGAUUUGACCAAGAACUAAACCCUGCUUUACUCUUAUUUACAAAUGACAAAUCUUUGAAUAUGAGAAAUAUUAAUUAUAUAAAUAUGGAAACAUUAGAAACUUAUCAAAUUGGAUACGAUUACGCUUGGAAAAACAAGGCCCUAUUUUCUCACAUCCUAGAAUAAAGAAUAGAAACUAUCAGAAAUAAAAAAAAUUGAUUUUAAUUCUUGUAAUUAUAAUUAAAGCUAUUGUAACAAAAUAUAUUAAAAUAUCUAUUACCCUAGAGUUGAAAAUUUUAAUUUUAGAUAACUAU